GUCUUUCCCCAGCGGUCCUCCAGCCUAAGGGGCGCCUUCGUGAGGAACGAGUGGAGAGGGGCUAGAGAGGCAGUCUUGGGGGUUGCCGGGAGUGGCUGGCCAACUUCCGUUUCCGGCUAUUCGGGCACGAGGGUUUGGUGUUCCAACCCAGUGGCGAGAUGCGGCCGUUGACUGAAGAGGAGACACGUGUGAUGUUUGAGAAGAUCGCGAAAUACAUCGGGGAGAAUCUUCAGCUGCUAGUUGACCGGCCGGACGGCACCUACUGUUUCAGGCUGCACAACGACCGGGUGUACUACGUGAGUGAGAAGAUUUUGAAGCUGGCCGCCAAUAUCUCUGGGGACAAGCUGGUGUCUCUGGGGACCUGCUUCGGAAAAUUCACCAAGACCCACAAGUUUCGGUUGCACAUCACGGCUCUGGAUUACCUUGCACCCUAUGCCAAGUAUAAAGUAUGGAUAAAACCUGGAGCAGAGCAGUCCUUUCUGUAUGGGAACCACGUAUUGAAAUCUGGACUGGGUCGAAUCACUGAAAAUACCUCUCAAUACCAGGGAGUGGUGGUGUACUCCAUGGCAGACAUCCCUUUGGGUUUUGGGGUGGCAGCAAAGUCUACACAAGACUGCAGGAAAGUAGACCCCAUGGCGAUUGUGGUAUUUCAUCAAGCAGACAUUGGGGAAUAUGUACGACAUGAAGAAACAUUGACUUAAAAGGAAGUCAUCCUGAGGACAUACACUGUGGAAGGGCCUAGCUUUGUUUCUUGUGUCUAUAUAGACUCCGCCAUUGUGUUGAAUUUUGUCAACACUGACCUCUUCAGGGACUUCUUAGUUUUUAACAUUGUCUAUCACUGACAAAUGCAGGCUGGAUUCUUAUUACAUGGAAAUGGCUCAGAAAAUUAGUUUCAGAUCUUUGACCAAUCAGAAUAUUCCUUUUUAUAUUUGAAUCAGAGGGCUUCUUGUUCUGAGUAACAGGUUCUCAAUAAUUGGAACUGAGGACAAGAAUAGCUUAUUAUUGUUAUCUGUGAUAACACUUUGUUUUCUAAACUCACCAUAAGAACAUAAUGUAUAUUUUCUGUUUUUUAUUAACUAUCAUUAAAGGUAGAUAAUACGAUGUCAGAAUAGUAGGCCACGUGUGGGAUUUUACAAAUGAAUUUUGGCUAAAAUAAUAAGACUAGUUUUUUCACCUGUGAUUCUAUGUAGUAAGUGCUGUGUGAUGUGGAAGAAAAAUUUGGAUUCAGACCCAAGUUCUGCCUCCUAUUAGCUGUGUGGCCUUGGAUGAGUCAUUCAACUUUAUAAACUUUGUUUUCUUUCUUUUUAAAAAAAAAUGCAAAACUAAAAGUUAGCUUAUGAAUGGUUUUUAAGAGUUGGAAAAGCAUGGCUGUUGCGUCUAACACAGUGCCUGGAAAUGAUAGAUGUUGGAUAAAUGGUGAGAACUAUUUUUAUAUUGCAUAGAUUACGUAUUGUAGGGUCUUAGGAGAGUAAUUUGAUAACAUUAUCUUGUCUUCCAACAAUCCUUUUUCAAUCUUUGUUUUUCUUAGAUGAGAUGAUUUCAGACUGAGAUGUUUUUUCCCCAUCACCUUGAUUUCAUAAAACAAUUUCUCUUAUGAACUUUUAUUUACCUGUUUAGACUGAACAUAAAGCACUAAUCAGAGACCCUGAAAUUAAAACUCAGAUCCUUUGUCCUUCCCCAUGCCUCUCAAAAUUAUUUUUAAAUUAUUACAUUUUUAAAAAAUUAAGAGAAAAAAUUUUAAUAAUCUGUAUCAUAAAGCAAAACAAUGUCUUUAAUGAGUAUACUGCACAUUUUUAAUUAUAGAGGUGAUGUCCCUAAAAAUGUUUUCAACUCCAAAAAGGCACUCUGGGGCCAGCAAGGUAGCUAGGUGGUUAAGGUGACUGGAUCCCAAAUGGCUGACCGCACAGUUUGAGUAUCAGACCCAGUGGCUUAAGAAACACGC
Molecule: messenger RNA, 1942 nt
Organism: Tupaia belangeri chinensis (Chinese tree shrew)
Lineage: Eukaryota; Metazoa; Chordata; Mammalia; Scandentia; Tupaiidae
Gene: NIP7
Product: nucleolar pre-rRNA processing protein NIP7
Exons: 5
Coding region: 159-701 (180 amino acids)
Biological process (GO): ribosome assembly
Cellular component (GO): nucleus
Molecular function (GO): RNA binding
Source: RefSeq, a predicted model, not a curated record